AUGGAUCCCAGAUCAGAAACUUUUCAGGCAGACACAGGGUCCAAAAGAAUAACUGCAGCUGAACGAAGAAAGAAGGUCUUCUUAGGUGAGUUACCUGAUGACUUCUUACGCAUUGCUGCUCCAUCGCAUCUUUUAUCUGGAAAUCAUCCGCAAUCUGCUGCUCCUGCGCAUGCUGUAGACCCAAGCUCUAUCGCACACCACAACUUCAUACAAUCACAGCAUGCGUUCUACAGUUUUGUGCCGCCAAAUACACGCGGACGUUUAUCAAUAACACUUGUAGAAGCAAAACUAGUAAAAAAUUAUAGUCUGGUGCGAAUGGAUCCAUAUUGUCGAAUACACAUUGGGAAUUAUGUUUUGGAGACAUCGACAGAUGCUAGUGGGGGCAAGACACCGAAAUGGAAUCGUAUUAUCAACACUUAUUUGCCUCAUGGUGUUGAAUCGUUUUAUCUUCAAAUUUUUGAUGAAAAAGCUUUUACUGUUGACGAAUGCAUCGCUUGGUCACAUAUUGUUCUUCCAAAUGGAAUUUUCAAUGGUGAGAUAAUCGAUGAUUGGUAUCAGCUUUCUGGACAGCAGGGUGAAGGAAAAGAAGGUAUUAUAAACAUAAUAAUUUCUUUUACACCGAUCAAUAAGCCCGAAACUCCAAGUAAUAUGACCAGUAAAGCUCAGUAUCAAGGUGAUAAGAUACAAAAAAAACAACAGCAACAGCAAGGAGAAGUGCUUUAUACAGAAGAGGAUUCGAAGGAACUACAUGCUAUGUUCCCAUCAGUUGAAAUUGAUGUUAUCAAGUGUAUUCUUGAAGAAAAGCGAGGAAACAAAAAUGCUGCCGUUUCUGCAAUACUUGAAAUUACAGCUCAGCAGUAA
This is a messenger RNA of Thelazia callipaeda (thelaziosis nematode), 861 nucleotides long. Lineage: Eukaryota; Metazoa; Nematoda; Chromadorea; Rhabditida; Thelaziidae. The record is from the annotation of a GenBank genome assembly.